GUUUCAACAAUUCCUUCAGAAAAAACAGCAACAACUGCCUCAAAUGUGACGUCAAUUGUGAUCACAGCUGCUAUAACAACUGUACCUACGUUUGUUACCUCAAACAUAACGACAACUUCACCUAUUUCCGUUACUUCAAAAGUUACAACAGCACCCAUGUUUGUAACUUCAAAAGUUACAACACCCAUGUUUGUUACUUCAAACAUUCCAAUAACUUCACUUAUUUCUGUUACUUCAAACAUUUCUACGACUCCCAUGCUUGUUACUUCAAACGUUAGUACCACUGCCAAAACAACGACAUCCACAACUAUGAGUGCGAAUAUAAACACUAAUGCCAUUUUUAUCACAAAUGUUGACAUGAAAACAACUACUCAUGUUACAUUUGCAAGUGCUCUUAGCUCAAAUGUUACUACGCCAUCAACU
This is a messenger RNA of Helobdella robusta, 423 nucleotides long. RefSeq lists its product as hypothetical. The record is from RefSeq and is a predicted model, not a curated record. The transcript has a single exon. Lineage: Eukaryota; Metazoa; Annelida; Clitellata; Rhynchobdellida; Glossiphoniidae. The annotation marks the transcript as partial.